Molecule: messenger RNA, 5748 nt
Organism: Vicugna pacos (alpaca)
Lineage: Eukaryota; Metazoa; Chordata; Mammalia; Artiodactyla; Camelidae
Source: RefSeq, a predicted model, not a curated record
UCUUCUCCGGGGGGGAAACAUGUGCCCGGGCAGGAAGACAUCUCCCAAGGACAGACACCUCUCAGAAACGGUCUUGUCUAAACUCGCAUCAAAGGGAGAAAAGCCGACCGCCUCUGCCAAGGGGGUCCGGCUGACGACAUCCCAGUUGACAUUACUCACUAAAAAGGACUGGGAUUUGCAGAACCUUUUCUGGCUAAAAUUUAUCCCAAAAUGAUGGCAGGCACUUCCCUAACAUCGGCAUGACUGAAAACAUCCCAAGUCUCUCCUGACGUGAAGAGCCCUUCCCUAAAGGUAAAUCCCAGCUUCCUUCCUAAAACGCAGAUCCGCUCCUGACUCUUAGCGUGGUCCUUUUUUUUUCCCUAUAACCAGCUCCCAUAAUUUUAAGGCGUUCAGCAAUGGGUGAAAGCGGCUAGAAAAUUCAAAAGUGUAGUUUGUCCCCAUUGAGGUGUCAGUAACAGAAAAGGGAGACACGACAAGGGCGCCAGAUGCUGAAGACAAAGGGGACGUUUUGUGCUCCAGACACGCUGGGUGCAAGGUGACAUCAAGAAAGGCUAGCAGAGGGUCCCAGAGGCAGGACUAGGGUAUGGGGUGCUGAGGCCUGAGAUUUGGGGGUCACUUUCCAGAAUCAAAGCCCUGGUGCAGAAGCAUCUCCUGCACUUGGCGGGGGAGCUUGAAAGGUCUUGAUUUUUAGCAGCCAGGACAGAACGUAGGCGUCAUUCAGUCAAAGGAUCUUGAGGCCUGACACUCACGGAAAACCAGCAGUUUCUGAUGGUCUGAACACGAGGCCCUGAGUGGCUCCACUUGAUACGUGCAGACUUACAUCAGAAACAGAUUUCAGAACUGCCAGGGGGGUUUAGGGAAAAGUUCAUCCGAUUUUACUCAACUCUGCACAUUGCAUGAGUCAAGCUUUUCCUGGCUUACUGUUUGUUUAACAGGGUCCACAGUGAUGGAUUCUUGGCGCCAUACCCUUUAUGGCCAAAAUUCAAAAGGGGAUAAUCAAGUCAGCUUCCACAAAAGCUGCUGCAGAACCCCAGGCAUUCAGGCCCCCAGCGCGAAUAGGCAAAGUCACCGCUCAGUGUCCACAGAUACAGGGCGAUGCUCAUUGGGACUCAGUGAUGCCCACGUGUGUUUGAAGGGCAUGUUGGCUGCUGUACCAUUCUUGGGCAAGAUCAUGGGGCUUCCCAGAUGUUACCACAGUAAAGAGGGAGAUAGUGGGUGAGUCAUCUCUUGCCAGCCCCAAAGUGCAAGACAGGCUUCCUUUCAAAAUCCCAGCUUGCUCCCUCCUGAAAGGCCCACUUUUCUGGCAGCCCCACCAAUGACAUCACUGGUGUGGGGGUUAUGUAAUUUAAGGCCCUCACACUUCCACAGCGCUUCCCAGAGCAGAAAAUAUCUCCAAAGCCAGCUUUCACCAUCAGAAAACCCCACUGAAGUUGUGAUCGCUCUCAUUUUGUCUGAGUGCUGUGAAUGGCCUCCCGGGCCCUCCUGGAGCUCCAGGCCUCCAACCAGAGCCAGCUCCCGCCUCCAAAUGCCACGUCCUGCGACAGCGCUCCGGAAGCCUGGGACCUGCUGCACAGAGUGUUACCGACGUUCAUCAUCGCCGUCUGCCUCUGCGGUCUGCUGGGCAACCUCUUCGUGCUGUCCGUCUUCCUGCUGCCCCGACGGCGCCUGAACGCGGCAGAAAUCUACCUGGCCAACCUGGCGGCUUCCGAUCUGGUGUUUGUCUUGGGCUUGCCCUUCUGGGCAGAGAACAUCCGGAACGAAUUCAACUGGCCCUUUGGGGCCCCCCUCUGCCGCGUCGUCAACGGCGUCAUCAAGGCCAAUUUGUUCAUCAGCAUCUUCCUGGUGGUGGCCAUCAGUCAGGACCGCUACCGCCUGCUGGUGCACCCCAUGGCCAGCCGGGGGCGGCGGCGGCGGCGGCGGGCCCAGGCCGCGUGCGCGCUCAUCUGGGCCGUGGGCGGCCUGCUGAGCACCCCCACCUUCCUGCUGCGCUCCGUCAGGGCCGUCCCGGAGCUGAACGUCUCCGCCUGCGUGCUGCUCUUCCCCCACCCGGCCUGGCCCUUCGCGAGGAUGGUGGAGUUAAACGUGCUGGGUUUCCUCCUGCCGCUGGUGGCAAUUGUCUUCUUCAACUAUCACAUCCUGGCGGCCCUGCGAGGGCGGAUGGAGGUGGGCAGGACGAGGCGCGGGGGGCCCACGGACGGCAAGACCACGGCACUGAUCCUCACGCUCGUGGCCGCCUUCCUGAUCUGCUGGGCCCCCUACCACUUCUUUGCCUUCCUGGAAUUCCUGUUCCAGGUGCGGGCGGUCCGAGGCUGCUUCUGGGAGAAUUUCACCGACCUGGGCCUGCAGUGGGCCAACUUCUUUGCCUUCCUCAACAGCUGCCUGAAUCCAAUAAUUUAUGUCUUUUGGGGACGGCUUUUCAGGACCAAGGUCUGGGAACUUUAUAAACAGUGCCUCCCUAGAAGUCUCACUUCAAUGUCCUUGUCCCAUAGGAAAGAAAUCCUCCAACUUUUCUGGCGGAAUUAAAACAGCAGGGAGCCGAGAAGUGUGGUUUCCUUAUCAAUUACUUGGGACGUAAGGAAUGUGACUGUGGUAGCUGAGUAAAGGCUCCACGAGAUAACCGGGACCCAGUCCCAGGAACUCCCAGGGCUUAUACGGUCAUGGGGACUUUGCAGAUGUGAUUAAGCUCAGGACCCUGAGGCAGGCAGGUUAUCCUGGAUCAUCUGGGUGAGCCCAGUGUCAUCACCAGGGUCCUUACGAAGGGGAUGCAGGAGGGCCAGAGAUGGAGAAGGUAAUGUGACACCAGAAGCAAGACGUCUAAGGGAUGCAGUGAAGGGGCCACACACCAAGGACUGCAGGCGCCCAGCAGAAGCAUCAACUGGCAAGGCUUCUCCCUGGAGCCUCCAGAAGGAACCAGCCCUGCUGACGUCUUGACUUUAGCCCAGUGACACUGAUUUCGGAUGUGGUCUCCAGAACCGUAAGAUAAUAAAUUUAUGUUGCAUUAAGUCAACAAGUUUGUGGUUAAUUUGUUACAGCGACAGGAAACAAGUUUUCAGUAAGUAUCUCUUAUCCCACAUCCACUUGCCCAUUCACAACGUUCCAGGUUAUUCCCGGCUAUGACACCCUCCGCUAGGAAUGCAGAGAUGCGCUGGCUAGAGGGCCUAUCUCCAAAGAGCUUACUUAGAUCGAAAAAAUUAUAGUACAAAUAAAAGAAAGAAAGAAAGAAAACAAGAAAUUGCACGAGCAUCACACAGACCCAGUUCCAGGAGCACACAGCGGAGAUGGGGGCUCCUUCCAGGCUGCAACAGAGAGGCUGUGAAGGGAGUAAACUGUGAGCUGAGUUUGACAAGGGGUAGAAUCUGGACACACGGAGAGAGGCAGGAAGAUCUGCUGGGGCAUAACCGAGACACACGGGUAGAAGCGGGGGCUGCGUGCGAAAGGAUACUUAUUGGCACUUAAUGCUUCAGUGCUCUUUUCGCUGCUGGGGUCCCCAGGGUUGACCUGAGAAUGUCUGCUUUCCAGGAGCUCGUGGCAAUGGGGACAAUAAUUAGGAGAGUGUCACAGCACUGGGUGACUCCAGCACGGGGUGAGAGGGUGAGAGCAGGCUCUCCGAGAGCACAGAGAGGGGGUGUCCAGCCCGGGGAGCUGGGAGGGGAUGGCUGGAGAUGGUUUCCGGGAGGAAGAGACAUAUACACUGAAUCCCAAAGGAUCAGCAGUUGGCCAAGCAAAAUGGGGAAAGGAGUGUUCCAGAUAAAAGAAACAUAUCAGACCCAGAGACAGGAGGGUUCAAAGGUCAGGAGGGAGGAUGGAGGAAAGCAGUACCAGGUGGUUAUGCAGGGACUUGAGGUCUGAGGAGCAGGAAGGUGAUGGAAGGCUCUGUGAUGGCCAAGGGCUGAGAUGGCAGCUGCCAGGGCCUGGCUGGAGCCGGAGGCGUGCAGUUCCUAUGUGAUUUACUCCAGCCAUGCUCAGCGGGCCCAAGAAAGGCAAACAGUAGGUUGCUCCAGAGAUGGGACUUGUCAGACGGACAGCCAGAGUUCAGGGGCACUGGGAAGACUGGUCAGAUCAUGAGGAAUGGCUAAACUGGGGAAGGAAAUAAACAUAGGAGGUGAAGAAAGUAGAGUGACCUUGGUGUGGUUAAAGAACGGGGUGGUGGGAGCACCUGGGGGACAGAGCAAGAAAACUAGGAGGUUGUGGCCACAGAGUGAGAAUGCUUGCCUGGAACCUUCCAGAGGUGGGUCCAUCCUGGCAGGUGACAAGGGCCAACAGCGGCCACGGCAUGGGGUGGUUGGAAUAAAGGGACCAGACGGUCAAAGAAUAGAGGUGGAGGAUGGGUUGUAUGCAGACAUGCAGGAUGCUGGAGGGACCUGGGAGGAGAGGCCAGGGGGCCAGGCACCAAGGCCAGUCUCCCUGGACUGGGGGGUGUGGGGGACGAGCAGCCUCUCCUGCUUCGUGGGAAGGACCAGUCCUCAUGGGAGAGCACUGAAGACCCAGAGUCAUUUAAGAAACACAAAGAAGGCCGGUGCUCCUGCGUCCUGGUGAUGGAGAGACUGGUGGGGGCUGGGCCGCCAGGUCCUUGUAGGCCAUCAGUGACAACACUUUGAUCAGUGUCCCGGCCCCCGUAGGGUUUCCUGGAGAGCAGAGAGAGGUUCAGGUGGCCUGGAUUUAGGUCGACAAGCAGAAUCCCCUCUGCACACGUGUCUAAUCUGGACCACGUGGUGUUUCACAAAUGUUUUUAAAUUGGCUACAGAGAUUUAAGUUCCGUACAAGGAUCCACAUUUUGGGCUUCCCUUGAACACUUGGAAGCUCCUGCAACACAGUCGGCUUUCAUUCAUUCAGCUCAUAUUUUCUGAGCAUCUACUUUGUGCCAAGCAUUCAAGCAGGUUCUGAGAACACAGCAGGGGACCAGACAGAGGAGCACCCCUGGUCCUCUGGGAGCUGGCCUCCCGGGGCUCCCCCAGGGCACCAGCCCCUUGGUGCUGAGUCGCAGCGCCCCUGUAGGCAGGACCUCCACCCGAGGGUGGAGGCUGGAGUCCCCGGCUUGCUCGCCUCCAAUGCCAAUACCAUUUCUGAGCCCCAGGCAGGAACCAGGUGAGCAAGGGUCCCGUAGUGGAGGAACAAGAACAGGCAGGAAGAGAGAGUCAGAAAGAAAGUAACAGCCGUCUCUCUGCUCUGAGUGCACUGACCUGGCACGCCCUCUUCCCUUCUUUCUCAGCCCCUGCGUUAAAGUUGCGGCUUAUAAAUAGCCUUCCUUUUCAGGGGUGGAAUAAAAUAAUCCCACGUUCUGGAAGAGUGUCUGGCCUGAGAAGUCAGAACAUUGUUCACAGGCCUGCAGCUCAACAGCAGACUGUCAGCAUGCUCUCUGGGAAGCAGACACCUGGUUUACGGAACGCCCACGACACUUACCAAGCACAGGACACGGGCCCACAGCGGGACAGACACUGGCAACCCCCACAACAAGGAUGCUGUUGCCCUUCUGCUGGGGAAGUUAAUUAUUCAUUCGCAGAUGGAGAAAUUCCUGACUAGUUUAAAAGGAUCAGUGCUGCGGGAGAAAUGUAUGUUUUUGAGUCCCCAUGUAUCUGGCUGAUGCGCUCACCUGGAGGAUUUCACACCUGGGUCUAGGCCCUGGCCUCACCUGGCCGGGCUAACACCUGGCACAGCAAGGCGUGUUAGCAAGCGGGCCUCCAGCAUCCCUGACUCCAGCACCCACCUGGGCUCCUGCUCCAAGAGAAUCAAGUAGAGACAUGGGAUUUC